AUGGCUACUCUCGAAUUCGAUACGGACGAUUUCAUUCUAUCAGCCCGCUACGGCGAUCUCGAGGAGAUCAACGCGUACUUCGCCCAAUUCGCAGACCGGAAAGAGGAACUGUUGAAGGCGCAAGAUGAAUAUACUGGAAAUACUGCGCUGCAUAUGGCUGCUGCGAAUGGUCACGUCGACAUUGUAAACGCGUUAAUCCAGGAAAUUGCGGAUAAGAGCCUUCUGAAUAUUCAGAAUGAGAGAGGGAACACUCCUCUGCAUUGGUCAUGUCUCCUUGGCCAUCUCCCAGUUGUCCAAGUCCUCAUCAAGGCCGGCGCGGACUUCUCCUCCAAGAACGACAUGAGCAGGACCCCGAUCUGGGAGGCACAAGCAAAUGACAAGGAGGAGGUCGUCGACUGGAUGCUUCAAAAUACCGAGGUGAAGGAGGAGCCUGCGGCGAAGGACGAGGGUGAGGGCAGUGGCGAGAAGAAGAUGAGGAUCGUUGACGAGGAGGGUGUCGAGCUCGGUGAAGAGGAGUUGCAGGAGAUGGCUGCUGCUGCUGAGAAGAUUAACCUCUCUGUUGAGGAGGUCGAUGACAAGGGAAAGGGAAAGGCUGAGUAG
Messenger RNA from Saitoella complicata NRRL Y-17804, 600 nucleotides. RefSeq names its product ankyrin. The coding region runs from base 1 to 600 and encodes 199 amino acids. The record is from RefSeq and is a predicted model, not a curated record. NCBI's taxonomy places the organism in Eukaryota, Fungi, Ascomycota, Saitoellomycetes, Saitoellales, Saitoellaceae. The transcript is spliced from 2 exons. Gene Ontology annotation, molecular function: protein binding.